AUGACCUGUAGGACCACGAGCAGCCGCCGGACAGAGACACUCCCGUACAGGUUUCGAAAGAGAGCAAGCCAAAGUUCAGAAAGGAAGGCGGCCAGGCUGCGCCAGCAGGCGCCGGAGGUGGAGGUGUACGCCCGCAACCGUGCGGUGGAUGGCGAGGAGAACACGCUCAACUGCUUUGUGAGUGGGUUCUACCCUGCCAGCAUCGACAUCGCCCUCCUGAGGAACGGGGAGCCCAUGAUCGGCGUGCAGUACGGGGACAUGUCCUUCAACGACAAGUGGUAUUUCCAGCGCCUGGUCCAUGCCCCGUUCGUCCCCCACCGCGGUGACAUCUAUGUCUGCAGGGUGACCCAUUCUGCCUUCACGGAGCCACAGUCGUUCCGGUGGGAGCCAGACUUCUAA
Opisthocomus hoazin is the source of this 399-nucleotide messenger RNA. Lineage: Eukaryota; Metazoa; Chordata; Aves; Opisthocomiformes; Opisthocomidae. The record is from RefSeq and is a predicted model, not a curated record.